Orussus abietinus is the source of this 1313-nucleotide messenger RNA. Its product is annotated as pro-resilin. The transcript is spliced from 3 exons. Lineage: Eukaryota; Metazoa; Arthropoda; Insecta; Hymenoptera; Orussidae. The record is from RefSeq and is a predicted model, not a curated record. Gene Ontology annotation, cellular component: extracellular matrix. The coding region runs from base 103 to 474 and encodes 123 amino acids.
AUUUCAUCACGAUGCCAACCAGGAACAAGGUAUAAAACCAAGCGGCGUAUUGUUGGUGCAUUUCAGUUUUGUCAAUCUCACCAGAGCCGCGCCGAAUCGCCCAUGAUACCGAAGGCCCUGCUCUUGACGACGAUGUUGGCAGGAAUUAGGAGCGAGCCGCAAGGGCAGGCCUACCUUCCACCAGGUGGACGUCCUGCAAGUAAUGGACAUCCUGACGAAUGGGCAGGGGACCCUGUCAACUACGAGUUCUCCUACGAGGUCCAGGACUCAGGGGCCGGGCUGGAUUUCGGUCAUCGAGAAAUGCGGAAGGACGACGAGGCUACCGGAAGCUACCACGUACUUCUGCCGGAUGGGAGAAAGCAAAUAGUCGACUACGUCGCCGACGCCGGAGGGUAUCGCCCUAUGGUUCGAUACGAAGGAACCGCGACGUAUCCUGCCUCGUCACCCGGAGGCUCCGAGGGAUACAGAUACUAAUACGGACACUAAUCCGGUUUGCACCUACGAGUAAUUCGCCCUACGACUAUCGAUUCGCACCUUUAUUCCCCCUUGCGAGGACCCGUCUUCGAAAUUUCGUCUCAAGCGUCGAGGCCGAAUUCGUAGCGAAUUCUAUUUUCUGUUAUCGCUGAAGACUUUCGUAGCUUAGAAAGAAUUGGAUCGUACUCGAAGAGUCCUUCGAAUCGACCCGACAAAUUGGAGACUCCACGAGGCCAUUCUUCUCAUCCCGUCCGUCCGUUUAAUGAACUUCGUCGAGGUCUCCUCUUACCUGAAAAGUCAAGGGAAACCGCAAGCGAGAUUGAAAAAUGUGAAAUAUAAAUUUUUGUUAUGAAUUAACCGACCCGUUCACUUAUCCGCGGAGCUGCGUCGAACUCGGAAGAGUUAUAUGAAAGUCCGCGAUUACCCCGUACACAGUUAGGACCUUAAUUGAGGUCUUUUUGCAGAUUUUAGUGCGGAGAAAACUCGCUGACCUCGAUCACGCGUCACGCAUACAUCUCUGCGGCACGUAAAUCUCAUAUUUAAUAAAUGUCAAGACUCCUACUUUUUUUGCAAAUUAAUAAGGGGCAGAUAAGUGCCGAUUUAGCGACGGAGCACGUGCGGCUUUUAAAUAAUACUCCUGCCGGGUUUGCGAGGCUUUUCCUAUCCACUCUUGGUGGAGGAGUCAAGCGCUUCGAGUGAACGGAUAUUGCUCCAAUUUCGGAGUAACGCAGUUUCGUUUUUCCGAACAAAUAGGUCGUCGUCGAGUUACUUCUCAAGACCGGUGAUAUUGCCUUCGGUCCUUGUUACGUGUAGCGGAUAUGCCGAAAAUACAAUUUCUG